This is a messenger RNA of Salvelinus fontinalis (brook trout), 2868 nucleotides long. RefSeq names its product fatty-acid amide hydrolase 2-A-like. Lineage: Eukaryota; Metazoa; Chordata; Actinopteri; Salmoniformes; Salmonidae. The coding region runs from base 145 to 1791 and encodes 548 amino acids. The transcript is spliced from 11 exons. The record is from RefSeq and is a predicted model, not a curated record.
GCAGAGGUUAAUUUUAUUACAGCACCCCCGUUGCAUUCUGGGAGAGUGGAUAGAGACUUAGCAGUGGAUCUUUUUUAGUAGUACGGCAAUUUCUGGCACCCGAAAUCUCAUGUCGAAAUAGCUAGUCUUCCGCUAUCGGUAGUAAUGGCGCUGACAUGGUUCGAACGGUUCCUGGCCUCGAUGCUGCGGGGAGCGGUCGGGAUGCUGUUUGCCGUCUUCCAGCUGCUCUCUCAGCGGCGGGGAGCGGACAGGUCCGUGAGGAGGCUCCCACCAAUCACCAACCCACUGUUGAAGGUCCCCGCGAUGCGGCUCGCCCGCAUGAUUCGACGGAGAGAGGUAACCAGUGUGGAGGUGGUACAGACCUACAUAGACCGCAUCCAAGAGAUUAACCCUCUCAUCAAUGCCAUGGUCAAGGACAGGUUUUCCUUGGCCCUGCAGGAGGCAGCCCAGGUGGAUAAGCUGAUCGAGGAGGAGACAGGAGGAGAGGAUGUUCUGGAGGACAGGCUUCCUCUACUGGGUGUCCCGUUCACUGUCAAAGAGGCCUUCUCCCUCCAGGGUAUGCCUAACUCCACAGGGCUGGUGUCACGGCGGGGGGUGAUUUCGGCAACGGACGCUCCCCCGGUGGCUCUGCUGAAGAGGGCAGGGGCUAUUCCUCUGGGGGUGACUAACUGUAGUGAGCUCUGCAUGUGGCUUGAGUCCCAUAACCACCUGUAUGGAAUCACCAACAACCCAUACGACCUGGACAGAAUACCAGGGGGAAGCUCCGGAGGGGAGGGCAGUAUUUUGGGCGGCGGUGGUUCCGUGAUAGGGGUUGGCUCAGAUGUUGGGGGUAGUAUUCGCAUCCCAGCAUUCUUCAACGGCAUCUUCGGCCACAAGCCAACAUCAGGUGUAGUGUCUAACGUGGGUCAGUUCCCCCCGGCCUCGGGGCAGCAGCCUGGUUUCCUGUGUACAGGCCCAAUGUGUCGCUACGCCCAGGACCUGCUGCCCAUGCUCAGAGUUAUGGGAGGAGCCAACGCUGACAGGUUGUCUCUGUCGUCUGAGGUGGACCUGAAGAGAUUACGGUUCUUCUCUGUUCCUCACGAUGGAGGCUCUCCUCUGGUGUCUCCUGUCGACCAGCAGCUAGUCCUGGCUCAGAGGAGGGUGGUUCAGCGUCUGGAGGCAGACCUGGGGGUCAAAGUUCAGCAGCUGAAGAUUCCUCAGCUCAAAUACUCUUUCCAGAUCUGGAGUGCAAUGAUGGGAGCCCCGGGGAAGGAUGGAAAGCAGCCCACAUCGUUUGCAGAGCUGAUGUCUGACCAUGGGAAGAAGGUGUGGCCUCUAUGGGAGAUUGCUAAGUGGACUGUGGGACUCUCUAAGCACACCGUGGCUGCUCUAGGUCUGGUCCUGGUAGAGAUGUUCCAGAGGGCCCAGCCCACCCAGUUCAUCCUGCAGCAGAAGGAAUCUCUCCAGAAGGACCUGGAGGAACUGUUGGGGACAGACGGGGUGCUUCUCUACCCCUCUCACCCUCACCUCGCCCCCAAACACCACCAUCCCCUCUUCACCCCCUUCAACUUCUCCUACACUGGUAUCUUUAACAUUCUGGGUCUUCCGGUGACCCAGUGUCCGUUGGGGCUGAGCGCGGAGGGUUUACCCUUGGGACUGCAGCUGGUAGUGGGGAAGCAGCAGGACCGUCUCUCCCUGGCCACCGCUGUGUUCCUGGAGAAGACCUUCGGAGGUUGGAGAGACCCGGGGAGCAUGGCCACUGCCACCACCCAGCUAGAUACCUCACGCGGGACGUCAACGACCACAUCGUGAAUAUACAGAGACGUUUACUCUGAGAUGAAUGAAAGUCCUAGAAGACAGAGGAAUGUAUGCACUGACACAAAGGCAGACACACUCACACGGUCUCUUUGCACAUGCCGUCCUGUCAGUCGUCCAGCCUUCUCAUUCGUUCUUUAACAACAGACUCUCGCCAGGUUAUUGAGUCUCUCGUCCACCACAGUAUGUCUGUUGCGUCUUCGUCACAAAGUGCCCUGUGCUUGUCCAAAGAGCCUUUGUGUGUCCAGUAGUUGUGUGUUCCUGGCUUAUGUCCCAAAUGACUCCCUACAUAGUGCCCUACAUUUGACCAGAACCCUAUUCCCUACAUAGUGCCCUAUAUUUGACCAGAGCCCUAUUCCCUUCAUAGUGCCCUAUAUUUGACCAGAACCCUAUUCCCUACAUAGUGCCCUAUAUUUGACCAGAGCCCUAUUCCCUUCAUAGUGCCCUAUAUUUGACCAGAGCCCUAUUCCCUUCAUAGUGCCCUAUAUUUGACCAGAGCCCUAUACCCUUCAUAGUGCUCUACUUUUGACCAGAGCCCUAUUCCCUUCAUAGUGCACUACUUUUGACCAGAGCCCUAUUCCCCACAUAGUGCACUACUUACAUAUUGCACUACUAUGGGUCCUGGUCAAAAGUAGUGCACUCUAUCGGGAAUAGGGUGCCAUUUGGGAUGCAGAUUGUGACUGUCCGACAGCUAUAUGUUGCGUCAGGGUUUUUUUUGUGUGUAAUGUCCAAUAAGGUUUUCUCUCUGUACACUAUUUGUCCACAACUAAAGAGACGUUGGAACCUUAUUGGCGAGAGAAUGUAUUAUGAGAAUGUAAUGUGUUAUGGUGUAGUCCAUGUUAAAAUGACGGGUGUUGAUGGGUGAUGUGAUAUACCACGUCUCUUAAAUGACUGGCACUUUUUCAACAAGUUAAAAGGUUAACGUAAUCUACUGUAUAAAGACAUGUGCAUAUUAUGAUCAUUUGAAAGGAUAUCUUUGUGAUAAUGUUUCAUAUUAAAUGUUAAUUGUUACUGUCCUACUACAAUUAUGCCAGAACAAAUAUUAUAAUAAAAUGUACAUUAUACUGAGGACAA